UGUCCUGAGCUGUCAUCCGUUUUGUCAACUGUGUGGAGCGAGAUGUUAGCAGGCAACGUUAUUCCCCAUCACUGAGGCCCGACAUGUGUAAUGGCACUUGCAUUUUACUGUAUUUUAAGGUUCUUAAAUCUUCAUUGAUCCUCCACGAAAGCAUUGGAGCUAGAGUUGCUGACGACUGUUUUCUCUCAAAGUAGGGUUAGGGUUAGCUCUAUGUAGCAACUUGCUUUUACGGGCUACUUUUUAUUCUUGUGAAAAGAUGCACACCAGAGAAUGCAUCGUAUCUGCUCCGGGAAAAGCAAUUCUUCAUGGAGAACAUGCAGUUGUACACGGAAAGGUCGCACUUGCUGUGAGUUUGAAUCUGAGAACAUACUUGAAGUUGAAAGCCACUAACCGUGGUAAAGUGUGCAUCAACCUCCCAAACAUUGACACCUUCCUCUGUUGGGAUGCUUCUGAGUUGAAGGCUCUUCUGCCACUGUCACGUGGCAAGCAGGAGGAAGUAAAGCGACUAGAUCCUGAGCUUGUCAAGAGACUGCGUGACUUUGUCGGUGUAGCAAAUGGAAACUUGGAUACAAGCAACAUGGCCACCUUGGCGUUUCUCUACAUCUACCUCUCGUUGUUUGGAUCAGGUGAGCUGCCAAGCCUUACAAUAUCCGUGUGGUCAGAGCUGCCGACCGGAGCAGGAUUGGGUUCGAGCGCAGCCUAUUCAGUGUGUUUAGCCGCAGCUCUGCUUUGUGCAAGUGGAGCCAUUCCCGCUCCUCUCAAAGAGUUGGAACACACCGCCAGAUGGUGUCAGGAGGACCUGGAGUUGAUCAACAGCUGGGCCUUCCAAGGAGAAAUGAUCAUCCAUGGUAAUCCUUCUGGAGUUGACAACGCUGUAGGGAGUUGGGGAGGCAUGCUGAGGUUCUUGGCCGGGAGGAUAAUACCACUGAGCAGGGUGCCAUUAUUAAGAAUCCUCCUAACGAACACUAAAGUGCCACGUAGCACCAAGGUGCUUGUUGCCAGGGUGAAGGACAAAAUUAACAAGUUUCCCACCAUUUUGACCUCUGUGCUCGACUCGGUCGAUGCCAUUUCCUGCACUUGUGAGAAAGUCCUCCUAGAGAUGACCAACGAGCCCAUCACAGGAGAGCACUACAAUAUUUUAGAGGAGCUGAUUGAUAUCAACCAGCAUCAUUUGAACGUAAUGGGCGUUGGACAUCCUGCCCUGGAUACCGUGUGUCGGGUCACGCUCGCCAGGGGUCUGCACAGCAAGCUAACAGGUGCAGGGGGCGGAGGCUGUGCCAUUACUCUUCUGAGACCAGAAACAGAUUCCGCGGUAGUCCAGACUACGAUUCGGGACUUGAAAGACUGCGACUUUGACUGCUGGGAAACGAGUAUUGGCGGGCCUGGUGUCCAAGUGCAUUCCCCCCUCUCUGUAAAGGAGGAUAUUCUAGGAAUAUUAAACCGUUAUUGAGACAUGGCCAUGGAUGUGCGAGUGAAUACAUUUGAUAUUCAGGUUUGCUCCAGUGAACCAAGGGACAUUUUCGACCCGAGCAAAAAAUGGAGUACAUUGAAUCAUGCAUCUUGUUGACUGAUAAUUGUAUGUAAUACACGUUUUCCGCUAGAUGGCGAUAGAGUUCCAUAAAUUCUCCUUAUUGGAGAGUCUGUUUCUAAAUGUUUGCUCAAGUGCAGCGCUGCACUCUUGAUUGUACACUACCAAAAUGAUCAUGACUGAGUCAAGUCAAGUUUUUAGCUUCACCCUUGACUUCUUUUAAAGCUUGGUGUGUUCUGAACAUUGUAUACUCUGUCUUCGGAACAUCUCUCAACCUCGAAAACCUUGCUUAUUAUAACUGCAAAGGCUGCACAUACAGAUGAUGGAUCUGUUUGGAAUAUUCCUGGUUUGGAAAAAGGUCAUCCUGGGAUUUACAAGUUUUUGAAUUUCCUUCUUCCUCCCCCCUUAUAUGUCAUGAAGAUUAAGUUCUGCGGUGUAUGUGAAUAAACGACAUUUGUCACCCUCCCUUUCUUCUUGCCUGCCGCCCCCUCUGUCCCCUUGGAUUGUGUCAUCUUUAUGUUCAGUGAACAUCACCGCCCCCAAUCUUGCACACACCCCCUUGGCAGUACACUGCACAGUUGCCCCUAACCCCUGCUGGAAUUUAAUUACCACUGUGCUUUUCAAUUGAACCGGCAUCGACAAGAGGGAGGGGGGGCAAGGGCGAGACAACAGAGCCGGUUUCAUUUGAAGCGCCUCUCUCCGCUCUUUCAUUCUCACUCUUUUUUUUUUCUUCCUGUGAGCCACAGAUGUUUUUUUUUUUCCCCAAUGUCAAUGCCUGCUUCUUUCUGAAUAGAAUCUGAGGAGGCUGUAAGAUUAUUUCAGAUAACAUAGGAAGUGGUGCAAAGGGGUCAAGGAUGCUUAUGUCCGAGUUGGAGGGAUUUGAUUUAAAAAACGGUGCUGUCCCAGAAGUGUGAUACCGCAGAGAAAUGCAGGCUAGCCAAUGUUAAAUGCAGUUUUGCAGUUUCAGAAAUUGAGGAUGUUGAAUUCAUUUGAUCUAAGAUGAAGAUUAAAAUGUGAAUGUGCUGAGUGGUCAUGCUCACCAGGGACGUUCUCCCUCUGGACCCCCAGUGGGUGGCUGGAGAGCUUGUCAGGAGCCAUUAAGUUUGAAUACACAACCCGAGCUGAGUGACAACAUGGCAUGUCGCUGAUGGCGGCUGCUUUUACGAACAGGGGUUUUAGUGACUUCCUACAGAGAGUGUUUACAUGUGCGACUCUGCACUCACAGGCCUCACUAUAUAUAUAUAUAUUGUCAGCUUGUAUUAUCCAAGACAACAGUUUAAUGUUACACAUUUACAGUAGCUGUGCCAGAGUGGGACGGAGAAAUUUGCUCAGCAGGGCUCGAUUUUACCCAGACAAGAAACAUCAACGUCAUGAUCUUGGGAAUGAUCUUCCCGGGGGUGUUUACCCUUUCAUUGAGCAGGGUGGGAGGUUUUAGUGCACUGCCAAGGAACUGAGUGCAUUGAGUUGAAAUUGUAAGUUAUGGAUAUUCCUUCUUGCUCUAAGAAUCAUAUAUUUGCAAUCUACAUAAACAGCUUUGCUAUUCCGCUUUUACGGAUUGCAUAUAUACAUGCAUAAACAUACAUUUGGAAUGUGUGACCUUUCAAAACAAAGCACUGUCUUCUCUGUAACCUUAGCCUGUCUAUCAGCUAUGAACAAUGUCAGUCUUGUUAAAGGGGCCUGUUGACCAUUAAGACAGGAAUUAACAAGAAAGUCGUUUAUUGGUAUUGCAACUACUUUACUCGUCUUCACAUAAAGGAAAUGUAACCCAAGAGGUUGAGGCAAGCAGUCUUUUUGCCCGUUGUUGACUUUAUACAAAAAUUGUAAAAACUCUAUUUUGACAAAAAGAUGGCAAAGCAGUUCUGGUAUAUAAGGGUUAGGGUUUGACCUCAUCUGCUGAAGACAUUUUACAAAAAUGAUUCUGACAGCAUAGCAUUAGCAUAGCAUAUUCGCUUUCUCCUGACUGUUAAACCAUCUUGAGAUGUGUGACCCUUUUAAAUACAUAUUUUUCUUGUAAGGUUCCAACCAUUUGAUUGGUUGGAUGUCAGGCACAUUUCUCUCUACAGGGCGGUCCCUCUGUGGAUAGUCCCUUUGGACUGUUUGUUGUAAACAUCUGCAACCCUUAACACACUUUGACUUCCAGUCGCCAUUCUUUUUUUUCCUCUCCAUCACAGAAUUGUAUCAUGUCGUCGUAUUGAUCCAGUAAUUGAUUGUGUGAAGCGGGUACCUGCAACACACUGUCAUCCUUCAGUGCCACUAGCACACUUGUUUAAUUGUAGACAAAAGCACCUUUCUUUCUUGUUGCCUUUGAAAAGACUCAUUGAUUUUUAUAGCACCCUUCAUCCUUGGCUCAUUGUGUGUGUGUGUGGGGCUUGUGUUGAAGCACUACGAAGCAUAUGUUUUUACUUGGAAUUUGUCUAAAGCAGUAGAAAAGCAAUCAUUAUGUUCUCCCAGUCUGUUGCGCAACCCUUCAUUAUUUAAUUUGAAUGGGGUUUUAUCCAAUUGAUUGACUUGACAAUUCACUUAAAGCAAAUAUAUUUUGCUCAUCAAA
Syngnathus acus (greater pipefish) is the source of this 4076-nucleotide messenger RNA. It is a transcript of the gene mvk, whose product is annotated as mevalonate kinase. Gene Ontology annotation, molecular function: mevalonate kinase activity; ATP binding. The record is from RefSeq and is a predicted model, not a curated record. Gene Ontology annotation, cellular component: cytoplasm. The coding region runs from base 257 to 1450 and encodes 397 amino acids. The transcript has 10 exons. Gene Ontology annotation, biological process: isoprenoid biosynthetic process; cholesterol biosynthetic process. Lineage: Eukaryota; Metazoa; Chordata; Actinopteri; Syngnathiformes; Syngnathidae.